Molecule: messenger RNA, 1527 nt
Organism: Entamoeba dispar SAW760
Lineage: Eukaryota; Evosea; Mastigamoebida; Endamoebidae
Product: inositol-3-phosphate synthase, putative
Exons: 1
Coding region: 1-1527 (508 amino acids)
Biological process (GO): inositol biosynthetic process; phospholipid biosynthetic process
Cellular component (GO): cytoplasm
Molecular function (GO): inositol-3-phosphate synthase activity
Source: RefSeq, a predicted model, not a curated record
AUGUCAUAUCAAUUUCACUCUACCAAAAGUCAUCAAACAGAAAGUAGUAUUGAAGCAGACUUUCAUUAUGAAACUACACAUGUAGAAGUAAGUAAAGAAGGAGUUAUUUGUACACCAAUUGCUAAAGAUUAUAAAUUUAAAGUAGAUAAAAAGAUUCCAAAAAUGGGUCUUAUGAUGAUUGGAUGGGGAGGAAAUAAUGGAACCACUGUUACUGCAGGAAUUCUUGCUAAUAAACAUCAUAUUUGUUGGACUGAUAGAAGAGGAGUUCAUGAACCAAAUUAUUAUGGAUCAUAUACUCAAUCAGCUACAAUGAGACUUGGGGCUACAUCUGAAGGAGAAGAAAUUUAUGCACCAUAUAAAGAAAUUUUACCAUUUGUUUGUCCAGAUAAUAUUGUUGUAGGAGGAUGGGAUAUUUCAAAAGUAAAUAUGGCAGAUGCACUUAAGAGAGCACAAGUUGUAGAUUAUGAUCUUCAAAGACAAUUAUAUCCAUAUAUGAAGGAAUUAGUUCCAUUACCAUCAAUUUAUUACAAAUCAUAUAUUGCAGCAAAUCAAGAUGAUAGAGCUGAUAAUGUUAUUCCAGGAACUAAACAAAAUCAUCUUGAUACGGUAAGAAAAAAUAUUAGAGAUUUUAAAGCACAACAUGGACUUGAUAAAAUAGUUGUUUUAUGGACUGCUACAACAGAAAGAUAUGUAGAAAUAAAAGAAGGACUUAAUGAUACUGCAGAAAAUUUAUUAAAAUCUAUUGCAUCAGGAGAAGAAGAAGUAUCACCAUCAACUAUUUUUGCAACAGCAGCUAUUCUUGAAGGAUGUCCAUUUGUAAAUGGAUCACCACAAAAUACACUUGUUCCAGGUGUAAUUGAUUUAGCAAAUAAACAUGGAGGUGCAGUUAUGGGAGAUGAUUUUAAAACAGGACAAACAAAAAUUAAAUCUGUUCUUGCAGAUUUCCUUGUUUCAUCAGGACUUAAAUUACAAUCAAUUGUAUCAUAUAAUCAUCUUGGAAAUAAUGAUGGAAAGAAUUUAAGUUCACCAUCACAAUUUAGAUCUAAAGAAAUAUCAAAAUCAAAUGUUGUUUCUGAUGUUGUUAAAUCAAAUAAUAUUAUGUAUAAAGAAGGUGAACAUCCAGACCACGUAAUUGUUAUUAAAUAUGUUCCAUAUGUAGGAGAUUCUAAAAGAGCUAUGGAUGAAUAUACUUCUGAAAUUUUCUUAGGAGGACAUAAUACAAUUGCUCUUCAUAAUACUUGUGAAGAUUCUCUUCUUGCUGCUCCUUUAAUGAUUGAUCUUGCUGUUUUAAUGGAAUUUAUGACUAGAGUUACUUAUUCUAUUGAUGGUAAAGAAUUUAAAAACUUUAAUUCUGUAAUGUCUAUGAUCUCUUAUCUUCUUAAAGCACCUGUUGUACCAAAAGGUUCUCCAGUUAUUAACGCUCUCUUUAAACAAAGAGAAUGUCUCGAUAAUUUCUUUAGAGCUCUUCUUGGACUUCCAUGUGAUAAUCAUCUUCUUCUUGAAGGAAAGACUGAACACUUCUUCUAA